Gopherus flavomarginatus (Mexican gopher tortoise) is the source of this 2698-nucleotide messenger RNA. Its product is annotated as zinc finger protein 135-like. Gene Ontology annotation, cellular component: nucleus. The transcript is spliced from 12 exons. The coding region runs from base 14 to 2455 and encodes 813 amino acids. Gene Ontology annotation, molecular function: RNA polymerase II cis-regulatory region sequence-specific DNA binding; DNA-binding transcription repressor activity, RNA polymerase II-specific. NCBI's taxonomy places the organism in Eukaryota, Metazoa, Chordata, Testudines, Testudinidae. The record is from RefSeq and is a predicted model, not a curated record. Gene Ontology annotation, biological process: central nervous system development; negative regulation of transcription by RNA polymerase II.
CGGCAGCGGGGCCAUGGCCGGGCCCGGGGGCGCAGCGCGGGGGCUGCUCCGGCCCUGCAGCCCGCGGGGCAGCGCGGACCCCCCAGCAAAGCAUCCGGCCCCCCUGCGAGCCCAGGGAGAAGCCGCUGAAGCCAAGGAGCAGCGGCGAAACGAGGAGCUGCUGGAGCAGGUGGCAGCCGAGAGGCGGAAGAUCGGCUGGGAGUGGCGGGAGCUGCAAGGGUUUCUGGAGGAGCAGGAGCAGCGGCUGCUGGCCCGGCUGGAGGAGCUGGAGAGAGCCAUUGUCCAGAGAAGGGAGGAGGGCGGCUGCAGCCUGUCCCAGGAGAUUUCCCUGCUCCGGGACAGUGGAGGAGACGAGGGGCAGUGGCCACCGAGCCAGUCCCUGCAGGGUGCCGGGAGCACUGGGAGCAGCAGGGAGGAUGGGGCGUUUCAGAGGCCGGAGCCGGGGUUUGCAGAGCUGGAGAAGAGACUGGGCGAUUUCUCCCUGCAAAGUGCCCGCCUGCAGCAGGUGCUGCUGGGAUUCAAAGAGACGCUGCGACUGGAGCUGGGGAGCGACACAGGCUAUAGAAUAACACCCACGUUCGGGGCCAGAUCGCUUCAUCCUCCCAGGAGGAAGGGAGGGGAAAUGGCUGCGGAAGAGGCGGCUCAGGGGCGGGUGACUUUCGAGGAGGUGGCUGUGUAUUUCACCAGGGAAGAGUGGGCUCUGCUGGACCCCGCUGAGAGAGCCCUCUACUGGGAUGUCAUGCAGGAGAACUACGAGACGGUGGUCUUGCUGGGCUACAGAAUAACAUCCAGGUUUCACUCCAGAUCAUCCCCUCCUCCCAGGGGGAAGGAAAUGGCUGCAAUGGAGCUGGCUCAGGGGCGGGUGACUUUCGAGGAGGUGGCUGUGUAUUUCACCAGGGAAGAGUGGGCUCUGCUAGACCCCACUCAGAGAGCCCUCUACAGGGAUGUCAUGCAGGAGAACUACGAGACGGUGGUCUUGCUGGUAGGGUUUCCAGUUUCCAAACCUGAUGUGAUCUCGCAGCUGGAACGAGGGGAAGAGCCGUGGGUCCCGGACCUCCAGGCCUCUGAUAAAGAAGUGCUCCCUAGAGCUGCCUGCACAGGGAGUGACCUCUGUCUGGAUUCUCUCAGUCUCCCAUCGGGUGAUGGGAUGGUGAGUGAGAAUGAGGAGAAACCCCAGCAGGAUGACGCUGAGCAAGGAGAACCACAUGGAACGUUAUCAGGGAGAUCCAAAGGGAAUGUUUCUGGGCGUUGUGCACUCCCAGAAAAAGCAAAAGUCUGUGAGACUCAGCAGAGGCCAGAGAAAAACUUCAGUAGCCACUCAGCCCUUAUAACCCGUGACAGAAUCCACUUGGAAGAGACACGCUACACGUGCCAUGAGUGUGGGAAAAGCUUCAGUCAGAGCUCUGCCCUGAUCACACAUUGGAGAAUCCACACCGGGGAGACGCCCUACACAUGUUCUGAGUGCGGGAAAAGCUUCAAUCAGAGCUCACACCUUAUCACACACAGGAGAAUUCACACGGGAGAGACGCCUUACGGAUGUUCGGAGUGCGGGAAAAGCUUCAGUCAGAGUUCUGCCCUUAUCACACAUCAGAGAAUCCACACGGGGGAGACGCCCUACACGUGCUCUGAGUGCGGGAAAAGCUUCAAUCGUAGCUCAGCCCUUAUCAGACAUCGGAGAAUCCAUACGGGAGAAACGCCCUACACCUGCCCUGAGUGCGGGAAAAGCUUUGGCCAUAGUUCCGCCCUGAUCACACAUCAGAGAACCCACACUGGAGAGAUGCCCUACGUGUGCGCCGAGUGCGGGAAACGCUUCAGUCAGAGUGCUAACCUUAUUAGGCAUCGGCGAAUCCACACGGGAGAGACUCCCUACAUGUGCCCGGAGUGUGGGAAAUGCUUCAAUCAGCGCUCAGCCCUUACCACGCAUCAGAGAAUCCACACUGGAGAGACCCCCUACAUGUGCUCCGAGUGCGGGAAACGCUUCAGUUAUAGCUCAGCUCUCAUCACGCAUCAGCGAAUCCACACAGGGGAGACGCCCUACACGUGCCCCGAGUGCGGGAAAAGCUUCAAUCGGAGUUCAAACCUUAUCACACAUCAGAGAAUCCACACUGGCAUGUCAUCCUACAGAUGUUCUGAGUGCGGGAAAAGCUUCAGUCACAGCUCGGCUCUUAUUCGACACCGGAGAAUCCACACGGGGGAGACGCCCUACACGUGCUCCGAGUGCGGGAAACGCUUCAAUCAGAGCUCAAACCUUAUCACACAUUGGCGAAUCCACACGGGAGAGACACCUUAUAUGUGCUCGGAGUGCGGGAAAAGCUUCAGUCACAGCUCAGCCCUGGUCACACAUCAGCGAAUCCACACGGGAGAGACGCCCUACGCGUGCUCCGAGUGCGGGAAACGCUUCAGUCAGGGCUCAGCGCUUGCUAGACAUCAGAAGAGCCACCUGACACAGAACUAGAAUCAAUCCCUUCACUAGGACUAGCCAAAGAAUUAUUUUUUUUUUAAUCAUAUUUGCUAAUCCCUACAUACUGAUUUUUGUACUGUCUUCACUGUGGUCUCUCAGCUCCCCCAGAUGAUUGCCUGUUUCUGCCUUUUCCGGCUCACCUUCUUUGGGGUCAGUCCUGUGAUCUUUUCUAUCAGUUGCUUUCCUUUUGAGUCGUAGGAGCAUGUGUCCCUCCAGCCAGGAAUGUUCGUCAGCUCC